AUGGUCGUGGAGGUCUUGGAUUCGUACCUUAUCUUUUCCCACAAUCGACCCAGAAGAGCAUUCACAAUGGCUGCCGAACUCCCCAAGACCAUGCGAGCCCUCCAGUACUCGGAGCCCAGGAAGCAUAGCCUGGUUGAGAUUCCUCUGCCGGAGUUGCGUGAGAACGAUAUUCUGAUCAAGGUCAAGGCAUGCGGCGUCUGUGGUACCGACCUACACAUUCACGAGGGAGAGUUCCUUGCCAAGUUCCCCCUCGUUCCUGGCCACGAGAUUGUAGGUGUUGUUGCCGCUCUUGACCCCAAAGUCGAGGGCUUCGCGAUCGGUGAUCGUGUUGUUGCCGAUAACUCGGAGCUAUGCGGCACUUGCUUCUACUGCCGCCGCGGCGAAGAGCUUUUCUGUGAGGACUUCCAGGCUCGUGGAGUCACAAUGCAAGGGGGAUUUGCUUCGUACGUGCGGGCUCCUGCUGGACGCGUGUUCAAGAUCAAGAACCUGUCCGAUGUCGAUGCUACCCUCCUCGAGCCUGCUUCCUGCGCCGCCCACGGCCUGGACAAGAUCGCCCCCAAGAUGGGCUCUUCCGCUCUGAUCUUCGGUGCUGGACCCACUGGCCUGGUGCUGGCCCAGAUGCUGCGUCAGAAUGGUUGCGUCCGUGUCGUCGUUGCCGCCCCCGUUGGUCUCAAGCUUGAGCUCGCCAAGAAGCUGGGUGCUGGCGACGAGUACAUCGAGCUGUCACGUCAGGACGCCUCUGCUCAGUAUGCCAAGCUGAAGGCUGACAACCCCUAUGGCUUUGACAUCGUUGUUGAGGCUACUGGUAGCGUCAGCAUUCUCGAGGACGCCAUCAACUACGUGCGCCGCAAUGGCAAACUGGUCGUUUACGGCGUGUACUCUGACGCUGCUCGUGUUUCCUGGCCCCCGUCGAAAAUCUUCGGUGAUGAGAUUACCAUUAUUGGUUCGUUCUCGGAGACAUACAAGUUCCCGGCUGCCGUCGACUACCUGGACUCCGGCAAGGUCAACGUUGGAGGCAUUGUCAACAAGGUGUACAAGAUUGAUCAGUGGGAGGAGUGCCUGGAAGCCAUGCGCAACAAGACUGCCAUCAAGGCGGCUAUUGUCUUUGACUAG
Penicillium subrubescens is the source of this 1113-nucleotide messenger RNA. Its product is annotated as zinc-dependent alcohol dehydrogenase family protein. The record is from RefSeq and is a predicted model, not a curated record. NCBI's taxonomy places the organism in Eukaryota, Fungi, Ascomycota, Eurotiomycetes, Eurotiales, Aspergillaceae. Bases 1 to 1113 code for a protein of 370 amino acids. The transcript has 4 exons.